This is a messenger RNA of Macrosiphum euphorbiae (potato aphid), 252 nucleotides long. Lineage: Eukaryota; Metazoa; Arthropoda; Insecta; Hemiptera; Aphididae. The record is from the annotation of a GenBank genome assembly.
AUGGAGAAAACUGUUAUUAAAUGUCCAAAUUGCGUAGCAACAUUUACGUUGAAAAAUAAUAUGUAUGCUCAUCGCCGUACUAUUCACCAAUUUGAACAUUUAAGGAAAGAACCAUACAUUUCUAAAUGCCAUAUUUGUGAUUUAAAAUUUUCAAAUGAAAAGUGUUCAUUUCACUACAUGAAAAAAUUUCACAACAGUUCUAUAAGUAAAAAACAGACAAGAAUAAAAUAUCCUUAUGAAUCAUAUGAUUAA